Molecule: messenger RNA, 1397 nt
Organism: Octopus sinensis (East Asian common octopus)
Lineage: Eukaryota; Metazoa; Mollusca; Cephalopoda; Octopoda; Octopodidae
Product: cytoplasmic tRNA 2-thiolation protein 1
Exons: 15
Coding region: 132-1337 (401 amino acids)
Biological process (GO): tRNA wobble position uridine thiolation
Cellular component (GO): cytosolic tRNA wobble base thiouridylase complex; mitochondrion
Molecular function (GO): tRNA binding
Source: RefSeq, a predicted model, not a curated record
UCAGAACCGCCGAUUCAUGAUCACUAACCAUGUGUCGUCGGUAAACACGAAAAAAGUUGUUUAGUCGCUAAUUAAUUUCAAUAUUUGUCUUGUAUUUUGAGUAAUUAACGAAAGAACGUUGGGAAAGAAAGAUGCCACGAAAGUGUAACCUUUGUGGGAAGUCAGCCGCUCUAAAACGACCGAAGACGGGCUGCUGUCUUUGCAAAGAAUGCUUCUUCUAUGUGUUUGAAGAGGAGAUUCAUCAAACAAUUGUAUCAGCCAAACUGUUUACUGAGGGAGAAACCAUUGCAAUAGGGGCUUCAGGUGGUAAAGACUCAACAGUUCUCGCACAUGUCUUGAAGGUACUCAACUCCAGAUAUAAUUAUGGUCUUAAUUUAAUUUUACUUUCUGUUGAUGAAGGAAUCACAGGUUACCGAGAUGACUCGUUAGAAACAGUGAAGCGGAACCAACAACAGUAUGAUCUACCUUUGAAAAUUGUUUCAUAUGAGGAACUUUACGGGUGGACAAUGGAUGCCAUUGUGAAGACGGCAGGAAACAAAAAUAAUUGUACCUUUUGUGGAGUUUUUCGUCGACAAGCACUCGAUCGUGGGGCCAUGAUGCUGAAGGUUGAUAAAAUUGUGACAGGUCACAAUGCUGAUGACAUUGCAGAGACUGUUAUUAUGAAUGUUUUACGAGGAGACAUAUCUCGGCUUUCUCGCUGUACAGCAAUCACCACGGCUUCUGAAGGAAUGCUACCACGUUGUAAACCUCUGAAAUACACCUAUGAAAAGGAGAUUGUCAUGUAUGCUUACUUUAAGAAACUGGAUUACUUCUCCACUGAGUGUAUAUACUCUCCCAAUGCCUACAGGGGUUUUGCUCGUGCAUAUAUCAAGGACCUAGAAAUCAUUCGACCCAGCUCAAUUAUUGAUAUCAUCCAUUCUGGAGAAAGUCUUGCUAUUAAGAAACAGAUAAAACUUCCAGUCCAAAGAACAUGCAGCCGAUGUCAUUUCAUGUCCAGCCAACCCGUAUGCAAAGCCUGUGUCCUUCUUGAAGGUCUUAACAAAGGAGUCCCAAGGCUCGGAAUUGGUAAAACACACAAAGAACGACGAAAGAUGGAGGAAAAAUUGUCAGCUUUAAAAGUAGAAACAGCAGGAGACAAUGGCUGCUGUCAGACUUCAGGUUCUUGCUGUGGAGGGUCCACAUCUAAUAUGGUCAAUGGCCAAUGUAAUGGAACAGAACAAGAGAAGAAAGGAGAUGGUGAUACAUGUAUUAAUUCUACCAUUGACGCUGACAGACACAGCCUUGCACACUCUCAUACACACCUAUCCAAUACCAUCAACCAGCAGGUGUCACUUUGACACAACGAUGGAUUUAGUAUUUAUUUCAAGUAAAAGUUUUAUAUUUUCAUUCCUUUCAAA